Messenger RNA from Lottia gigantea (owl limpet), 1652 nucleotides. RefSeq lists its product as hypothetical. NCBI's taxonomy places the organism in Eukaryota, Metazoa, Mollusca, Gastropoda, Lottiidae. The record is from RefSeq and is a predicted model, not a curated record. Bases 263 to 1330 code for a protein of 355 amino acids. The transcript has 6 exons.
UGAAGAAGUGAGUGUCGUGUGUUUCUCUACUUUGUGAUUUACUCUCAAUGUUUGUAUAAGGAUCUUUUGUUAGUGGGUGGAAUAUUGUUGAAACAGUCGUGUUGUGGACAUUGCUGACCAUUGCUGACCAUUGCUGACCGUUGCUUCAUGAAUGGACUUUUAACUAUGGAGCCUGUAAUAUUGUGUUUUGGAUAAUUUUGAUGUAGAUUUAGUAAUCUAUGAAAGAAGUAUAUUAAAUAAUAUUAAAAUAAAACAUGGAGAAAUGGGUAUGAAUAGUUUGGUCAACUGUACCAACAAUGGCAUGGUGUGUUCCCAACAUUUACUACAACAACUAUGUGUCCGAUUUAAACCACCAGACUUCCCAAUCUGGAUACAUGAUGUGGAUAAACAACAAUUAUUAGGCAAAUGUCCCAGUUGGAAAACAUAUUCAGCCUUAUGUUUGGGUAUAAGUGAAUCCACUACAACAGAUUUUCAUGAUGCCAAUAUUACUGAUGUCACAACUGAUGACUACAAUGUCAAUGUCACAGAUAUUGAUGUCACCACAUCACCCAGCCCUGUAUAUGAUAUCACCACCCAGUCACCAUCAACACAAUCUCUACUACCAGAUAUCACCAGUACCCUGGAGUAUGAUUUAAAUAAUGGUGUAUCAAAUUUGACGGAAUUCAAUUCAACUACCCAGUCUUUAAUGAAUUUUAAUCAUUCUUUUCUACAAGAGGCUAUAAAUGAAGAUCCUAAAUUGAAAUCUUAUUUUGGUUGGAUUAUUCCUGGAAUAACAUUAAUAUUAGUACUUAUUAUAAUAAUAGCUACUAUAAUCAUUUAUAAAUGGUAUAAUAAAUAUAGUGUAAAAUAUUCCCUUGAAUCUAAUAUAGACUAUGAUAACUUACAUCAGAAAACUAAGAAAAAAGAAAAGUGGAAAGAAAAACAAAGUCCUGAAUUGUUGGAUGUUGAAAAAUGUGUGAUGUUUGUGCCGUCAAAUAGUGAAAUUUUUAUAUCAGAUAGUCAUACACUAGGUGAUAAACCAAUAUUUAGUGAAUCUACUAAUAAUCAAAUAGUAGAUCUUCAGACACAAAGUUUUGGGGAAGAUCCUCUGUAUGUUCUUCCAAACGCUUACACAGAAGUAAAGGAAUCCAAUUUCAUAGAUGAUUUUGAACAAGAUUUUAGUCUUCCACCAUUAAGUUUAGCAACAACUGGAUUAAAAGGAACAUUAGAAACAGGUUUUAUAAAUCCUGCUUAUGAAGGAACAGAAAGUAUUGGAGAUUCUAGUGUGCCAAGAAAGAAGAAAAAACGUCGAUUUUCUUUUUUGAAAAUCUUGAGAAAAACCAAGAAGUGAUAUAUUGUUGAUUUUGUGGUGCUAUAUUGUUAUUAUGUGUUAUUAUUUAUUGAUCAGACCAAUGAUUAUCUUAAAUAAGUUACAACAUGUGAAAUGUGUAGUCCUAGAUGCACAUACUUUUUGAAAUGAUCAACGCAUGUUCUUAUUGUUUUUUUUUUGUGAAAUGUUAAUUCAUGAGUAAGUGUACCAUUACUGUCAAAUUCAAUAACAGCUAGUAAACAGUAUUGAGGGGAAGAAAAUGGACAGGAUAUUUCGUAGUUGAACUUUAUAUUAUUAAUGUAGUGUUUAUAUGAAUAUUGCAUAAUUAACAUUUUUCACUGUU